Babjeviella inositovora NRRL Y-12698 is the source of this 1713-nucleotide messenger RNA. RefSeq lists its product as uncharacterized. Gene Ontology annotation, biological process: transmembrane transport; carbohydrate transport. Lineage: Eukaryota; Fungi; Ascomycota; Pichiomycetes; Serinales. Gene Ontology annotation, molecular function: carbohydrate:proton symporter activity. The coding region runs from base 1 to 1713 and encodes 570 amino acids. The transcript has a single exon. The record is from RefSeq and is a predicted model, not a curated record. Gene Ontology annotation, cellular component: membrane.
AUGAAUGCUCCCACAAAUGUGUACGCAUCGGAUCGGUUUCUCGUUGGUAAAGCCUUGUUGUACUUCACCUCUAUCUUUGUUAGUCUUGGGGUCUUUAUCUUCGGAUUCGACCAAGGCCUUAUGAGUGGCCUCAUCACCAACCAUUACUUUCAGGCGUACUUCCACAACCCCAGUGCCGCUGAAAUUGGGACCAUGGUAGCUAUCUUGGAGAUCGGUGCGUUACUCUCCUCUCUACUGGUGGGCUGGAUCGGGGAUCACAUUGGCAGGAAACGAACUAUCAGAUACGGCGCUUUCAUCUUCAUCAUCGGGGGUGCUUUCCAGACAGGUUCGCGCAAUAUUAUAGAGCUCUCGGCCGGAAGAUUUAUCAGUGGGUUGGGGAUCGGGUUGUUAUCUGCUAUAGUUCCCGUCUACCAGUCCGAGAUUUCUCCGCCCGACAACAGAGGCCAGCUUGCAUGCAUGGAGUUUACCGGGAAUAUCAUCGGAUACUCCUCUUCCAUCUGGCUAGACUACAUCUGUUCCUACAUGGAAAGCCACAAGUCUUGGAGAGUUCCCUUGGGAGUGCAAGUGGUUAUGGGAAGCAUCCUCUUUUUGGGAUCGUUUGCACUCGUAGAAACGCCUCGGUGGUUGCUUGAUAAUGACCACGAUACUGAAGGAAUCAUGGUUAUAGCCGACCUUUACAGCAGUGGUGAUAUCCAUCACCCAAAAGCGCAGACAGAGUUUACCGCCAUCAAAGAAAGCGUCUUGAUCAGCAGGUUGGAGGGCGAGAGAUCGUACGCAUUUAUGUUCAAGCGUUACAAAAAGAGGGUUGUGAUCGCCAUGGCAUCCCAGAUGUUUGCGCAAUUAAACGGUAUUAAUAUCAUCUCUUACUACGCCCCGCUAGUCUUUGAACAGGCUGGUUGGGUGGGUAGGGAUGCCAUUCUCAUGACGGGACUCAAUUCUAUCAUCUACGUCUUGAGUACCCUUCCACCGUGGUACUUGGUUGAUGCCUGGGGGAGAAGAAAACUAUUGUUGUAUGGGGCUAUUGCCAUGGGUAUACCGUUGCUAUCGAUUGCCUAUGUGUUGUACCUAAACAUCCCACUGACCCCUCUUCUUGUGGUUAUUCUUGUGGUUAUUUAUAACGCCGCGUUUGGGUGCUCAUGGGGACCGUUACCAUGGCUUUACCCACCAGAGAUUCUUCCUUUGUCGAUCAGGUCCAAGGGAACCUCUCUCUCUACUGCUUCAAACUGGAUUUUCAACUGGCUUGUUGGGGAAAUGACGCCGAUUUUACAAGAGUCGAUUCGCUGGAAGAUGUAUCUCAUCCCCGCCGCCUCCUGUUUCCUUUCGCUUGGGGUAGUGUAUGUGAUGUUCCCAGAGACCAAAGGUUUGCAGUUAGAGGAUAUGGAUUCAGCGUUUGACGACUCGUCAUCGAUCUUUAGCUUUCACUCGUCGCACCACAGCGCACGGGACACCCCCAAUGAUGCCACAUUGACGUCUGGGCGACCAGGAGCUCCUCGGAUGGAAUCCAAUUCUCAAUUGGGCGAAAAUAGCCGGGGAAUCACCUCCCUCAGAGAUGUCGUAACGCCUGACGGGGGUCCGCAGGUCCAGCCCCCGACCCUCGAUGAAAUCCUUGCCUAUAAAGCAAAACAGAAACAAGGCGGGACUUCAAUUAGGAGCUUCUUAAGCGGUAGCCACCGCCAAAAAGGAACUGGUGAAAGUGAGAGCUUACUUGGGUAG